Poecile atricapillus (Black-capped chickadee) is the source of this 2408-nucleotide messenger RNA. It is a transcript of the gene AGFG2, whose product is annotated as ArfGAP with FG repeats 2. The transcript has 12 exons. The record is from RefSeq and is a predicted model, not a curated record. Gene Ontology annotation, molecular function: GTPase activator activity. Bases 1035 to 2180 code for a protein of 381 amino acids. Lineage: Eukaryota; Metazoa; Chordata; Aves; Passeriformes; Paridae.
UGGGUGGGGGACCAUGGGGGGGGGCAACGGGCCCCCCCAACCCUUUCCUGGGACUCCCCCCAGGCCCUCUGUGCCUCAUCCCCCCCCGCCCCCGUUACCAGAAUUGCCUUCGUCCCCGCGGGGUCCGGGGGGGCCCCAAUUUGGGGGGGGGAGCGUGGGGACGGGGGGUUUUGUAACGUGGUUCUGUGCACUAUUAAAGAGAGAUGCAGCUGGAAUUGCUUGUCGGGAGGAGCAUCCCAACAAUGGGACUGAGACCCCCCCCUACAGCCCCUCACUAGUUAGUCAGAGGGGGGGCGACAGGGGUUUGGGAGAAAAUGACCCCAAAUGGGUUGGGGGAAGAAGAAAUAGCAGUGAUUUUGUGGGAAAAUUUCCUAAAAAGGGCUAAAGAAGUGGAAAUAAUAGUGAAUUUUGGGGGGAAACGACUCAAAAUGGAGGGCAAUAAUAGGGGUUAUUGGGUGAAAACACCCGAAUCGAAGAGAAUAAUAAGGAAUUGAUAAGAGAAUGACCAAAAUUAGGCAGCCCUCACCUCGGUUUUGGGUACAAAACCCUCACUAAGGGCAUCAGUAAUGGGGGGGAGAGACCCCGAGUGAGGGCAUUGAGACUCCCCGGAUCGUCUCGUGUUGUGGAGAGGAGCAAUAAUAGAGACUUUGGCGGGAAAUUACCUCAAAAGAGGAAUUUUCUCCCAUGUCCGUGAGGGGGUCGGGGGAGAGAGCGCUGAGGGGACGAAAAGGGCGGGAAGAGCCAGGGGUGCGGAGACCCCCAGGACCCCGUCCCUCACAGCGGGAAGAGGCGGAACGUGCCCGUGGUGGAAAAUGCUGAUUUUCCGUGAACCCUCCCCAGAACGGGCCGUUUCCCGCAGUUGCGGUGGGGUGGUGGGGGGCGAGGCCCCUCAGGCCGGGGCGGGCCGGCGCUGAGGGGACGGGAAAGGCGGGAAGCGGCGCCGCGCAGCGCGGGACGCCAGGGGGCGCUGCUCCCGCCAUGCGGCCAAUCAGCGGCAACGCUGCGGCGGGGGCGGGGCCCGCGGGAGCGGGAAGAUGGCGGCGGGCGGCGGCGGCGGCGGCGGCGGCACCGGGCCGGGCGCGGAGCGCGGCGGAGGCCCCGGGGCCCGCAGGGGCAGCGCGGGCCGGGACGCGGAGGCCGAGGUUUGGUGCCGGCGGGUGCGGGAGCUGGUGAGCGCCGUUCCCGCCAACCGGCUCUGCUUCGAAUGCGGCCAGCGCGGCGUCACCUACGUGGACAUCAGCGUGGGCAGCCUCGUGUGCACCGGCUGCUCGGGGGCGCUGCGGGGACUGAACCCCCCCCACCGCGUCAAGUCCAUCUCCAUGACAACAUUCACUGAGGCCGAGGUGCUGUUCCUGCAGGCGCAUGGCAAUGAGGCCUGCAGGCGGGUCUGGCUCGGCACCUUCAACCCCCGGACUUCACUGCUCCCCGACUCCCAUGACCCCCAGAAGGUGAAGGAGUUCCUGCAGGAGAAAUACGAGAAGAAACGAUGGUACGUGGCACCAGAGCAAGCGAAACCCCCCCAAAGCACCACAGCGGAGCCCAGGCCCCCUCAGCUCCUCCAUACGGACACAGGGACACUGCCACAGCCCCACCCAGCCACCCACCAUCCUCCUCAGCCGUCCCGAAAGGCCAGCACCGACCUCCUGGCUGACAUUGGGGGGGACCCCUUCGCCGGCCCUGCCCCAGGACCUGCCUUUGCUGCUUUCCCUGGCCCAGCCCCACCCCGGUCUGCCUUCCCCAGUUUCAAUGCCUUUGGAACCAGCCCUGGAGCACCGACAUUUGGGGGAGCUGUGCCCCCCUUCCACAUCCCACCCACCACCACAGGAGGUGUGGCUGCACAGGGCGUGACCACCCCUGUUCUGCCCACAGUGGGAGCAGCUUCUGUCAGCCUCUUCAGGACCCUCUGUGACCCCCCGGUGCUGCCCCAUGGGGGCUACACCAACCCUUUCACAGCCCCCGUGGCCCCCAGACCCUCCACCAACCCGUUCCAGAGCAACGGCCCCGGUGCCACAUUCAGCUCCCCCCCUGUUCCUGGGAGGUUCCCCAGCCCCUUCCAGACUGACGCGUUGCCUUCCGGUGGGUUCACCGUUGCCAAAGCUUCCACCAACCCCUUCGUGACGGCCCCGGCCCCGGCGGCGCCGUUCGGCAUCAGGCACCCGACCACCAACCCCUUCCUAUGACCGCAGCUGCUCGUGAGGGGCUCGGCCCGGCCCUCGCGGCACCCCCGGCUUGUCGGGGGCCCUGGCAGCGCACCGCCCCUCCUCCUCCGCCGGGACCAGGUUUUAUUUUUGUUCCGAGAGAUUUAUCGUGGUAUUUAAUAUAUAUUGGAUAGAAACGGCUUCGAUCUGAGGUGCCCCCUCCCUCAGCUCCCCUCCGGUUUCCCGGGCCCCGGCUGCCGCCCUCAGUAA